Messenger RNA from Mollisia scopiformis, 1467 nucleotides. RefSeq lists its product as uncharacterized. The transcript has a single exon. The record is from RefSeq and is a predicted model, not a curated record. Lineage: Eukaryota; Fungi; Ascomycota; Leotiomycetes; Helotiales; Mollisiaceae. The coding region runs from base 97 to 1338 and encodes 413 amino acids.
AGUCGAGCUAGACUCCUUCAUUCUUCGCUUCUUUACGUUCUCUUUCGAUAUUCAGUCUACCUGUGCUUUUUCCAAACAGGAAAGACGGCCAACAAGAUGCGUCUUUUGCUCACUUACAUCAUUUUCCUUGGUGCCGUGCACCUUGGAUCGUCGUAUGCCAUCGGCAUAACAACAACUGUCUUCGUAGACAUCUUCGCCAGCUCAACCGUCACAGUACAAGGCACUACCUUCUCAGUAACUACCUUCUCUCUCAUCGCAUCCGCCAAAGCAGUUGCAACACCAAUCACCAACUCAAGCAAUGCAAAUAUCAAUGUCACUCUGCCAUCUCUCCCUCUGGACUCCGACUCUCUGUCGGCUCUCGAUUCGCUGAUGAACCUUAUCCUGUCUGUACCAGACGAAGUCUUCCAAGCUGGAGAUGCAGACGUUGUCGAAUUCUACACCAACAUCUCAUCCUGUCUUGCUAACGUCACACUAUCACUUGAAGCCGCAGCGUCGAAUCUCGUUCCCGAAGUUGCUAGUAUUGCACACGAGGUUGGCUCAGAUGUUGUCAGCGAUGUCGGUAAAGCGACGUCUUUCAUAGGCUCUCUCACAUCCGAUAUCCCUGGCGCUAUAUCAACAGUCAAGAGCAUUGCUCAGGGGGUUGGCUCAGAUAUUGUUAGCGAUGCAGGCAAAGCAACGUCUCUCAUCGCAUCCUUAAUGUCCGACGUCCCUGGUGCUAUAUCAACAGCGAAAAGCAUUGCACAAUCGAUCGAGUCUCAAGUCGUCUCAGCAGCACCAGCGGUCAUCACAAAGGCUACCUCUAUCUUCAACGACGUUACAUCUGACGCUGCAGCCGCCGCCCAGGGUGUAGCUUCCGCGUUACAUCUACCAUUCAAACCUCGAGCCAGGAACGUUCCCAAAGUAAAGGCUCGACAAGACCUCACAGCCGUCAUCCCCGAGUUUACCAACACUUCAGACAUUUCCCCAUAUCUCAGACUCAGAUCCAAGCGUCGCUCACUCCCUAUUUCCAGCACCCUCAACCCACGCAACUUAACCUCAGCCAUAUCCGAGAUCUCCACAAUCUCGGCUUGCAUCUCCGCAGCAGCCACCACGAACCCACUUUUCCCAGUCGCAGACUGCGCAUUCCGCCUCGCUGAGCUAGUUGGACCCGCAGCAAAGCUGCUAAAGAUCAAGGACGCGGCGGAAGGAGCAGGCGGAGCGGUGAAGAUCAUUCAGACGUUGGGGAAUGCUGCUGAUGCUGCUUCUGUGGUGAAGUUGGGUGGUCAAGGUGUGUUGAAUGCUUUUAAGGAGUUGUUGGGUAUCAAUAGUGCGGUGGAUGCUUGUAAGUUCUUGGUUUGAGGGGAGGUAUUCUGUUGUUGGGGAAUCUGGUUUUCUUUUUACAUUAGGCUGGCUUUUUUGCUUGUUAGAUUUCGUGAAAAAUGAAGGCUUGGAUGAAGGUAGAAUUGCAAUACCCACACACAUUUCGUG